AUGGAGGGAACAACAGGCCCUACGCUGACGGACCGCGCCGCCCCGACAUACUCGGCGAUGGUGACUCUGGCAGCCACAAUUGUCUACACCUUUUCAGUCCAUGCCAGUGUCGUGGCCUCCGAAAGUGUAGAAGCCUUGGCCGAGCAUCUGCCUGUUGCGCUCAAGCUGGAUCUCAUCGCCAGCGCCCUUGCGAUCAUCGCCCUCAUGAUCCCAAAGAUUUCCAUUGCCCUCCUGCUCGUUCGCAUCCUCAACCCCAGCCGACCGAUGAAGAUCUUCAUUCUGUCAACGUCCAUUCUGGCCUUGGUGAUGGGGGUCAUCGCCGUGAUCAUCGAGUUCGUGCAGUGUGACCCCAUCCCCGGUCAGUGGGACCCGGAUCGAUACCAUCCUACGUGCUGGAGUCCGAACGUCCAGAUGGAUUAUUCCUAUUUCGUCGGUGCAUGGUCGGCCGCGCUGGACUUUCUCUAUGCGGCCUAUCCCGCCUCGGUCAUCUUGAAACUGAAUUUGCCCACAUCCCGGAAGAUUGAAAUCACCAUCUUGAUGGGGCUGGGAAUCAUCUCCGGAUCGGUGGCUAUCUACAAGACCAGUCUCUUUCGCCUCUUCAUGCUCCGCAAAAACAUCCCGCAAGAAGCGCUCUAUGUGAUGAGCCAGCUGAGCAUGUGGACGAUUAUCGAAACCAACAUCACUAUCAUUGCCGCCUGCAUCCCGCUGACCUCACCGGUCUGGCGGAUUGUCAAGCGGCAUGCGGCUGUCCACCUGAACAAGAUCGGGUUCGAUAUUCGUACCACCACCACAGGCAGCGGCUCGCGUCGUGCCGGUCAAGGCUAUCGCGAGUUUUCCAAAGGAACAGAUAAGAAAAUGUCCUCUCGCAGCGCCAAUGGAAUACACGGCCAAGAUGACAGCCAAUUCAGCGAAGACCGCAGUCGCAUCUACAUUCAACAUGAUAUCCAGGUUGAUCAAACCGGUACAGCCCAUUAUUCGGACACCAUUCCGCUUUCCCAUGUACGAGACUUGCCUUGA
Penicillium lagena is the source of this 1017-nucleotide messenger RNA. RefSeq lists its product as uncharacterized. The coding region runs from base 1 to 1017 and encodes 338 amino acids. The transcript is spliced from 3 exons. NCBI's taxonomy places the organism in Eukaryota, Fungi, Ascomycota, Eurotiomycetes, Eurotiales, Aspergillaceae. The record is from RefSeq and is a predicted model, not a curated record.